UGGCUGUUCUGUUGUGGUUGUUGUGUUUUUUUGGAUCUGUGGCUGUGCUAUUCUCCUAUUUCUGUACAAUACAAAACUCGUUGAAUUUCUUGGAAAAAUCUGAAAUAGUUCUUAAACCAAAUUAUGUAGUUUUCAUAAUUUUAUUUAUUAUGCAUAUUCCUACCCGUGCCUUAUAAGUUUAUGUGCAAUAAAUACUUUAGACCCAUGAGGUGUUCCUUUGGAUUCGUUUGUUAUCAUUAUGACGAAGCGCCGAAGAAUAGUUCAAGCUGACAAAAUAAUACAAAAUGUUAUAAAUGUGUUUUGUUUGUUAAUGUUUUUGCAACUAAAAGGCUACUACUCUAGCAUAAGCAAUCCGGUGUUGUUGUAUUCAACGGCGACAGAUAUUCGUGUGGCAAAUAUAUCCAAAUUGAGUAAAAUCAAUGCAAUAAUCAAAGGAUUAGAGCAAGGCUCAGCUGUUGAUUUCCUGUGCAAAAGUAAUUUAAUAUGCUGGUCGGACCAGACUGCGGAAUUGAUACAAUGUAUGGAGUACAACAACACCCAUUCGGGAGAAAAGAUGAAAAUAGUGUCAGAAGGAAUUAUUACUCCUACCGGUAUUGCAAUAGAUUGGUAUACAGACAAAAUCUAUUGGACAGAUGGAGAAACUAAUAGAAUAGAAGUAAUUAGUAUAGAGCACAAAUAUAGAAAAGUUCUAUUCUGGACUGAGGUGGACCUGGCAAGGGCCAUUGCUUUAGUUCCUAAAGAAGGUUUAAUGUUUUGGACUGACUGGGGUGAAAUACCCAAGAUUGAAAGAGCUGGUAUGAACGGUGACCCCACAACUCGCAAAAUAAUAGUGAAAGACAACAUAUUCUGGCCCAACGGCAUCACUGUGGACUACAAUAACAAUUUAAUAUAUUGGGUCGAUGCCAAACUACAGUUUGUAGAUAUGAUAGACUUUAAUGGUAAUAAACGGAAGAGAAUAGUUAAGGAUGGUUUGAAAUAUCCAUACGCUUUAACAUACUUCAAUGAAAAGCUUUACUGGACUGAUUGGAAGACUUGGGGAAUAUAUACAUGGGACAUAUCCACAAAUGGAGGUAUAAAAGAGGUCAUCAAGUCAGACCCGGUGCCUGUUGACAUUAAAGUGUACGACCGGAGCAGGCAGCUGAUGCCCACUGGAGACUAUCCUUGUAAAGACAAUGAGGGAUGUUCACAUCUGUGCCUGUUAUCACCAACCCCACCAGGCUAUGUUUGCGCGUGUCCGACUGGGGUGAAGUUAAAAGAGGAUACCAACACUACCUGCUACAACUCGCCACAGUCUAUGCUAUUAGUGGCCCAACGGUCCAUCAUAUCCAAGAUAUCGCUGGAUUCACCUGACUUUACCCCUUAUACCCUGCCCUUGAAAGACUUGAAGAGGGCCCUCACUGUAGACUUUGAUCCGAAAACUGAAUACAUUUACUGGGCUGACAGUCAGUCAAAAACCAUAUCCCGCGCGCGGUUGGACGGCAGCGAACAGUCUGUGGUCAUACACAGCAACGGCGUGCCCGACAGUAUCGCGAUAGACCCCCUCGCGAGGAACAUAUACUGGACUGACCCCGUCUCGGACACCAUCACUGUUGCUAGGCUGGACGGCAGCGCGAGGAAGGUCAUAAUCCACGACGAUCUGUACGACCCACGAGCAAUAGCUCUCCACCCGACCGCCGGUUGGAUGUUCUGGUCUGAUUGGAAUGAGAAGAAGCCGAAGAUCGAGCGAGCCAACUUGGACGGAACUGACCGGAUGAUGCUGGUCUCUGAAAAACUAACUUGGCCCAAUGGGAUUGCUCUGGACACUGAAAACAAUAAGUUGUACUGGGGAGAUGCAAGAACACAUAAGAUAGAGGUGUGUAACAUGGACGGGUCGGAGCGGCGCGAGCUGCACAGUAGCGACAUCCUUCACAUCUUCGGGCUCACGCUGCUCGGACCGCACUUGUACUGGACGGACAUGCAGAGGCGGACCCUGGACAGAAUCAACAAAGACACGGGUUUAGAAAGGCAAGCGGUGGUGGAACAGAUGGCCAACAUGAUGGGCGUGAAGGCGUUCCGACUGGGCGAGCCGCUGGGCCACAACCCCUGCGCCGACCACAACGGACAGUGCUCCCAUCUGUGCUUCAACCGUCCGCACGACCACGUCUGUAGCUGUCCUCUAGGCCUGGAACUGGGCAAAGAUCGCAAGACGUGCAUAGAGCCUGAAGCAUUCCUUAUAUACAGCAGGAAGAAUGUGAUCGGACGAAUCAGUAUUGAGAAUGAAAAUAAUGACGCAGUUCUGCCCAUCAAAGAGUUGAAGGAAGUCAGUGCUCUAGCAGUCCACGUGUCUGGCUCGAAAAUCUAUUGGUCUGACAGCAAAACUAAAACUAUAAACAGAUGCUCCAUAAAUGGAUCAAAUAUGGAGAAAAUUCUGGAAUGGAUGGGCUUGGUCGAAGGUUUAGCAAUAGACUGGUCUGCUCAGAACAUUUACUGGACAGACACGAGCUCGCAACGGAUAGAGGUGGCUCGGCUGGACGGGUCUAGUAGACGCACGUUGAUAUGGCAGGGUCUGAAGAAACCUAAGAGCAUAGUCUUGGACCCUAAGAAAGGCUAUAUGUAUUGGUCGGAACUCGGUCCAAAGAGCAUCAAACGUGCGACCAUGGACGGGGCCUCCCCGACGGUAGUAUUUGAACAAGUAGGCCGCGUGCACGCCCUGGCCAUAGACUACGAUACGCGCACGAUGUACUGGGCAGCACUAGACCCGCCCGUCAUAGAGUUCGCGUACCUGAACGGCACGGGACGGAAGGUGCUGGCCGAUAACAUACCGAUGCCGUUUGCUCUCGCCUUGUAUGCGGACCGCGUGUUUUGGGGCGAUUGGAACACUGGCCUCAUAGAAGUGUCGAAGAAAGCCGAUGGUACGAACCGCAAAACAAUCCACAACCAGUUAGACUACAUCUCAGACCUGAAAGUGUACCACAGGGGACGAGACACACUGUCCAACCAGUGCGGCGUGGAUAACGGGGGCUGUUCACACUUGUGCCUGCCCUUGCCUAACAACGACUACCGGUGCGCUUGUCCCACACACUACCGCCUCAAUAAAGACAAUAUCUCUUGUUCAGAACCAGAGGAAUACCUGUUUUUCGCCCAAAAAAACGCUGUCGGUCGUAUAAUGUCAGCCAACGGCGAGUGUAACGAUGCGUUCAUUCCUCUGACGGGCUUGAAGAGCGUUCGCGCCAUUGAAUACGAUCCGGUUAACAAGCAUCUGUAUUGGAUGGAUGACGAGUCCCACGCCAUACGUCGGGUACCCAUCUCGCACUCGACCACUUCCGCCGUCACCAAUGCCGUGACCAUAGUCACUGACCUCUCCCGACCCUUCCACAUGGUGCUGGAUAUACUGGGCCGAGCCCUCUACUGGACCUGCUUGGACACAGACUCUAUUAACGCCACAUCAAUAGACAAUAACUCUUCAAUCGGUGUCAUACUGCGUGGGGAGAAAAUGAUGCCUCGGCAUUUGGCUUUUCACCAAACUAAAAGGAUUCUUAUAUGGAGUGACGCGGGCAUCGGCGCCAUAUUGCGUGCGAACGUGGACGGCACCGCGCGCGUGGAGCUCGCGCGCGCCAACAACGUGACAGCGCUGGCGGUGGAGCAGACCAGCGGCACGGUGUACUGGGCGGUGGCGCGCCAAAUACACGCGUUGGACCUCGACUCGUCCAACAGGCGCGUGGUGUGGCAGGGCGGCGGCGUGGGCGCGCUGGGCGCGUACGGCGGCGCGCUGUACCUGUGCGGCGCCGAGCGCGCGCCCAUGCGCCUGCCGCUGCACCGCCGCGAGGUGCCCGCCGCUCCGCUGCCGCACCUCGCGCGCCUCGUCGCCGCCGUACCGCAGCACAGGGUGGCGCGCGAGCAUCCGUGCUUCGGCGGGCGAGCGUGCGGCGGCGCGCCGGGCGCGUGCGGCGCGGACGGCGUGUGCGGCUGCGGGCUGCGGUGCGGCGCGCGGCGCGCGUGCGGCGACAACCAGUUCCAGUGCGCGCCGCCCGCGCCCGCCGCUGGCGACGCGACUGUCGCCGUCUCCGCCUCGCCGCCCGAGGCGCGCUGCAUACCUGCGGAGUGGAAGUGCGACGGGCAGCGCGAUUGCCCGGACGGGUCGGACGAGGCGCGCUGCGACGCGUGCGCCGGGCUGCGCUGCGCGGACGGCUCGUGCGCCGCGGCGCUGGGCGGCUGCAACACCGGCACGUACUGCGCGCACGCGCCGCUGCCGGACGCCUUCAGAUGCGACGAGCGGCUGUGCCUGGCGCCGCGUCUGGUGUGCGACAACCACCAGCACUGCGAGGACGGCGCGGACGAGGCGCCGUCGCUCUGUGACGACUACACGCGCAAGGACCAGGUGGUGUCGGUGGGCACGCCGGCGCCCGGCGGGCAGUCGUACGCGCUGGUGGCGUGCGGCGUGUUCGCGGGCGCGGGCGCCGCGCUGAGCGCCGCGUGGGCCGCGCUGCGCCGCCUGCGCCGUGCGCGCCGCCCGCCGCACGCGCAGCGCAACUUCCCGCUCGUCAAACCGCCGCUCGCCAGGACCUCGCUGCCCUCCUCCGGGAUGAGCGCCACCGGAUCCGGUUCGAUGGGUUCCAACUCCGCGGGGUCUAACUCCGCGGGCUCCGCGUCCGACAGUCUCUGCGGACGCUACCCCCGCCCCACCGCCAACCCUCCGCCAAGCCCCGCGACGGCGUCGGGCGGACGCCGACGCGCGUACCGCCACUACCGGGCGUCCAACAGACCGCCACCGCCAACGCCAGCGUCCACCGACGCCAACGAGUCGGAGCCCGAACCGGCAGGUAGGGCGCCACCACCGUCACCGGCGCCCCUUCUAUACUAAUAUUUGUAAAGAGGAAGAGAUGCGGACACCACCCGCGCCCUUCCAAUGGAUUAAUCACCGCUGACCAACGGCCAACAGAACACGGCCGCCAACGCUGACGUCCAUUAACACCAACGCCAUCGCUGGGGUCCAUUGACACCAACAGAAACGCUAGCGUCCAUUGACAUCAACACCAGCGUACAUUGACACCAACGCCAACGCUAGCGUCCAAUGACACCAACGCCAACGCUAGCUUCCAUUCACACCAAAACCAACGCUAGCGUCCAUUGACACCAAUACCAGCGUAUAUUGACACCAACCACCAUUGAUGUCAAUGGUAGCUAGCUACCAUUGACAUCAACGCCCACGCUGCGGUGCUUAUUUAUUGGUACAUUUCAAAGUAGCGAAAAUAUACUUUUUAAAAAAUUAAAUAACGAAAUUAAGUAAAAGUGUUGUGAAACUAAUCUUCCAAAAGAUUGAUUGAUUGAUUGAAAGAGAUUGAUAUAGCCAUUUUGCUACUUGACAUUGACAGUUAGAUAAAUGAAAAAAAAUCUUUGGUUUGUUACGAAGAAUUUGUAAUUCGACACGUGACGUAAAAAGUUAUGACGUCAUAUAAAAAACCAAACAAAGCACAUUACGUACUUUUAGUGCAUAAAUUACCAGCUUAUUAUCCCAAUAAAAUUGGAACGAAGUUCCUUAUCGUGCGUUGUGAAAGGGAACUAGACGGAAAAAAUUAGGACCAAAAAAUUGUAACGACACGAAGGAGGGUAAUGUUUUUGCUAUAGUUGUAAGCCUUGACCUGAAGACAGCUGAUGAGCUCCAGGCUCCAAAAGGCCCCUUGAUCCCAAAAGACCCUCCGUCCCCAAAAGGCCCCCCGACCCCAGAAGGCCUUCCGACCAUAAAAGGCGCCAUCUUCGAGAGGCCCCCCGACGCCAAAAGGCCCCCUGUCUAGUGUCUAGUAUUUCUAAGAUUUUGUCUUGUAAAACCUGCUUAAAGUUAUAUAUAUGUUCUGUUUUCCAACAUCCUUUGACUAUAGACAACAGCCAUAUUUAUAAACAUCGAUCAAUAUUUAAGCAUAAAACUACUUCAAAAUAAUGUGGUCUUAAUCGCUACUAUUUUAAAGUUCACUUUGCUUAAAUUUAAUCAACGUUUUUAAGUAGUAAAUGACAUUUAAAAAGCCACAAUGGCAACUACAUCUAGUAUGAAAUUUGAAUUUGGUGCUAUUUCACUGUUCGUGCCUCAAUAUUGUUAGUUGAAUAGUUACUAAAUCUUGUAAAUAUAGUAGUAUCUAUAAGUGUGUAGACUUUGUACAUAGUUCACAAUUUCUUGUUAGUUUUUACUUUGUAAAAUAAAAAAAUAUUGAAAAUAAAUCAAACACUGUCUGAUUACUGUUUUUAUAGAAUAUUGGUAUGAUUACUGUAGGUAUACUAAUAAAAACGUAGGUAUAAAAAAUGUACCUACAUAAAGUGAUUAACGAAAAUACUAUUUACUUGCUGCUUGAUGAAGAAACAAGUAUGUAUUUACCAAUUCUAAAUAUUUAAAUGAGAUUUCAAAAAACCACAAAACAAAUGUAUGGUGUUACAUGAAAAUUACUUGGAAUUGAAAAAUUGGAAUGAUUAAUUAUUUUAUAAUUUCCAUUUCAAUUGUAUGAACUUAAUAAAGUUCAUACAAUUUUUUUAUUGUUUGGAUGUAGUCAAUAUACGUGAACCAUGCCAAUAUUCUAUACAUUAUUGGACACUCUUCCAACAUAUUAUAUUUGUGUAAGCCAGAGAUUAAUCAAUAAUAUGUAUGUAUGUAUGUAUGUAUCGUAUGGAACAUGACGGUGUCGUACCCUUCACGGAUACGGAAUUAAAAAACGAAUACAUUCUCGAGUCAGUACGACACGAAGCGUCGCAACAGCAAUUUCAAUAUUAUUCAAGAAAAAUGGCAUCUUAUGUUUUUAAAUAUUUUAAAAACAGUUCACAAAAACUAAAGAAAUAAGAUGGAGUAUUUUUUUAUUGGUAUAGUUGAUUAUUAUAUUAAUUUACGUAAUUGUUGUUAGUGUUAAAUUUUUAAAUACAAAUUAUGAAAAUAGUUUGUAAUUGUUUAGGCGGAUGUCAAAGAGACGCGUGACUUUUGUUUUUUUUAACCGACUUCAAAAUGGAGGAGGUUCUCAAUUCGGUCGGUAUUUUUUUUAUGUCUGUACACCGAUUACUCAAAGACGCCUGGGCCGAUUUCAAAUUUUUUUUUUGUUUGAUUUUUUUAUGGGUUGCACCGGUUUCAUCAGCACGCAGUUUUUAAAGACUCUGGUUACUCUGUGGUGAAAACAUACAAAUUACAAUUUUAUAAAUAAUACUUAAACAGUAUAAGUAUAUUAAGAUUAUACUAGUUAGUGAAAUGUAACACAAAUAACUAAAUUAUUAUUUUUAAGUAUGUUAUGUUAAAACAACGUGCACCACAUCUAAAUAAGAUUUAAAUACCUGACUAUUACAUCUUUAUUGUAUUCAAUUUCACAUUUUGUAUAUAAACACUAUACAGUUAAUCUUGUUCUAAAUUGUUAUUAAAAACAUUGAGUGAUUUAGGGUAAUUAUUACUUUAUACUUAAUAGGUGUAACUUUAAAUGCUAUGUUAUGCAGAUUAUAUCAUUUAUGUAUCACUGAGAUGAUUUAUUUAGAUUAUAUGAAACAUUAAAAUAUGUAUAUUUUUUCAAACAUCAAAAACGUUGUAGUCCAUUUUGUGACGUCACACUGUUACUUAAUGUAAUAAACUUAAAACUGUAGUUUAUUAUUAUUUGACUAGGUAUUUCUACCUGGCACGUCAUUAACAGUAACACCGUAGACAGAGAAGUCAAUAGACAAUUAAUCGGCGUGCCGUUGUUAUUGUUGCAGUACUUAUAAUUUCAAUUUGACAAUGUUUAUUCUUGUUUGGACCAUCAUUGUGCAUGGCAUAUGUCUGACACGAAAUAUCGAAUCGUAUUGUCUUGUUUUUCUGUAGUGUAGACGCAUAAGUACAGCUUGGCAAAAAAGUGUAGAAACGGAGCUAACUUUUUUCCCUCUUACAACACUGUUCAAAUUGCCAGUUGUUAGUGACUAUGCUGUCAAAAAUGAAUAUUCUGUCGGCUUUGAAAGUUACGUUGUUAAGGUUACGUUUACGUUUCUCGUAUUCGUGUUGUCAUAUUGGCGAUAGUGGCGCCUCUAUUAUUUUCUACUCUUUUUUUUACCUUUUUUUUUAUAGUUCUCUUUUUGUGGCAAUGCGAUGAUGAUACUGUUGACUUUUCUCUCUACGUGUUAAUAAUGAUAGUGUUUUCAGUACAGUGCUACGUUUAGCAGUCCGUUAUCUUUUUCGACACAGGCAGCAUGUGUGUGUAUAUUAAGGUGCCAAUUAAAACAAUAUACCUAAAUAAUGUAAAGAAAGAACUUGAAAGCUAUCUUAUAGAGAGGUUUCUACCAAUUCUACUAACGGUCACUUCGUUUGAUAGUUAAAAUUUUGAACAAUAUAAACUUAUUAUUUUAGACUAUUUAGCUAACACUGUAUACUAAGAUACUUUAUUAUCUUUAAUAAAUAUUUGCAUGAUAACAAGAGAGCUAAGGAAUUUGUAUAAACAAAAUACUAUUAAGAUUAUCUUACGUUAUACCAUUGCCUUGUAAGAUUUUAUGUAAUAAUUUUACUAAAACAGACUGAGUUUGGCACUUUUAUUAAUAAAACUUUUGUAUUUGUUAA
Bicyclus anynana (squinting bush brown) is the source of this 8518-nucleotide messenger RNA. It is a transcript of the gene arr, whose product is annotated as low-density lipoprotein receptor-related protein 6. Bases 239 to 4840 code for a protein of 1533 amino acids. Gene Ontology annotation, molecular function: protein binding. Lineage: Eukaryota; Metazoa; Arthropoda; Insecta; Lepidoptera; Nymphalidae. The record is from RefSeq and is a predicted model, not a curated record. The transcript is spliced from 24 exons.